Messenger RNA from Arabis nemorensis, 1260 nucleotides. NCBI's taxonomy places the organism in Eukaryota, Viridiplantae, Streptophyta, Magnoliopsida, Brassicales, Brassicaceae. The record is from the annotation of a GenBank genome assembly.
AUGGCUGAUGAUGAUGAUAUUCCUCCACGUUUCUUCAAAGUUUUCAUUUCCCAUUUUAGCUCAGAUUCUUUGCUGAUUCCCAUUUCCUACUACAAUGAGUUUCCAUGUCUUUUGCCCAAAACCGCAAUCCUCCGUGGCUCUGGUGGAUGCAUUUGGAACGUAGCUAUAGAGAUAAAGGAGAAGCCAGAAGAGGUGUAUUUUGGACGAGGAUGGGCUAAAUUCGUUCAGGAUAACUCUCUCAAAGAUGGAGACUUUCUAACAUUCGUGUACAAUGGACACAAUGUUUAUGAGGUCAGUAUCUAUGCCUGCGAUGGAUGUAAGGAGAUUAGAGCAGUCACUGAAGUGGAGGAUGGCGAAGAAGAAGAUACUAUUUGGUCUCUAAGCAGCAAAGACACAGAUUCUGAAUCUGAUAUGGCCAAUGCGAUUCCAAGAAGCAAGAACAAAGGAAAGUCGAAAGAGGAAAAUGUUGAGGAUUCUGAUGACAAUGAGGACAGUGUUCAUUCUCUAGACAGUGAAGAAGGCACAGACACUGAUUCUGAAUUUAUGGUCAAUACAAACCCAAAAAGCACGAAGAAAGGAAAGUUGAAAGUGGAAGUUGCGGAGGAUUCUGAUGACGAAGAGGACAGUGUUUGUUCUGAAUUCAAGAUGGCCAAUGCAAUGUCGAGAACCAAGAAGAAAGGAAAGAAGAAAGUGGAGACUUCUGAUGAAGAAGACAGUGACAGUGAUUAUAUCGAAGCGUUUAGUAACAUGGAUGUUGAAGACAACUCCAACAGUGACAGUUCUUAUCUUCCAGAUAGCGAAGACACAACUGCUAAUGUCAAACCAAAGAAGAAAGGAAAGUCCAAAGUAAAAGAAGAUGUGGAUGCUAAUAGUGAUAGCUCUUGUUCUGUGGAACCUGGGAAAAAGUGUAAGAAAGUAAAGGCCAAGAUCAAGAAUCCAGAGGCAUAUCUGGAUAAUCCAGCAAAUGUAUAUUUUGAGACAGGCGUAAAGAAUAGGAUCUACGAGCUGUUGGUUCAUGCACAACUAGUUAAAGACUACUGCUUGAAGUUUCAAGAUUACGUUUGCUACAUCGAUCCAAUUGGGGAAUUCAAAGCGAAAACAGCAAAAUGGAAGGAUCAACGUGUGUGUAUCAAAAAGUGGAUGUGCAUAUGCGAGAGGAACAAGUUGAAGAAAAAAGAUCGCAUUUUGUGUGAACUCUUGCGCAAGAAAAACUUGGUUUACGCAAUCAAACUUCAUAUCGUCCGUGAAAAAGAUUUGUAA